AUUUAUAUGUACAUAUGUACAAGGAGAAAUUGGAAAGUUAUUUCAUGAUUUUAAGUAAUAUUAUCAUAAUUUUUUAUUCAUAUAUAUUUUUUAAUACUUAAAAUGGAUGAAUUAGACGCAAAGAAUUUAUUAGGAGAUCAAUUAUCAACGGAUCAUAUUUCAAAUGAUCAGUCAACUACCACAGAACGUAAUCAACUGCUUGAAGAUUCAUCAGAAUCACAAAAGAAAAAUUUGUAUUUUAUAUCUAAUUGUCAAUUAUAUGGUAAUCUGCAGUUCAAUAGUUCGCAAAAAAAUGGUAAUUUACCAUUUGAUAAUAACAAGUUGUCUCCGAAACUUGAUUUACAAAAAUCUUCAAAAUGUAUAGAAUGUGAUACUAAUAUAACAUUGGAAGAUAAAAAAAAAAGUGCUUUGAACAAAGAAACAGAACAAUCCGGCAUUUUAGAUGGGAAAUCCCGUAAAGAAUUUAUGAAAAAAGUAUAUAUUGUUUUAUUGAUGCAUUUUAUUACUUUAUUUGGAUUAGUUUCGAUAUUUCUAUUUUUUCGUCCGGCCAGAAUUUGGAUUGCAGAAAUUAAUAGUUUUGCUGUGAUUUCAUGUUUUAUAUUUUUUGAAAUAUUUUUUAUAAUACUAUUGGUGGGAAAAUCAUAUCGAAUUUUGCAGAAAAGCAUAUUAGCCUUAGUUUUGUUUACUAUAACGGAAUCAUUCCUUUUUGGAAAAAUAUCGGAAAAAUAUGACACAAUGAUCAUAUUUAUGACAAUUGGCUUAAUGAUUGGUGUAUGUAUUAGCUUAAUUUUAUUUAUGGUACAAAAAGAACGAUAUGUCACUGUUUAUCGGUGUGCCGUUCUAACUUUGUCUACUAUUUUAGUAGAAAUUGUUACAAUUAAUAUGUUACUCGAUCCAACCACAUUGGAAUUAGUAUUUUCAUCUCUCAUUACAAUAGUUUUUUCAUUUUAUAUGAUAUAUGAUAUUCAUUUGAUGGUAAAUAAUAGACAUGAAUAUUCAGUUAAUCCAAAGGAAUAUGUUUUCGCCGCACUGAUUUUAAAUGUUAAUGUUAUCAACAUUCCAAUUCAUAUUUCAAGAAUUUUAAAUGGAAACAAAGUAAAACAGCGCGUUUCACCACCAAUAAUCAGUAACAAAGAUAUUGUUAUUUAAAUUUUAAAUUAAAAUCUUCAAUUGAAAUGUUAAAAUAUAAAAUGAUGUUUAAUCAUAAAUAUUAAUAAUAAAAUUGAAUUUUUCAAUUGUAACCUCAUCGUUUAAUUAAUUUUGGAUGGAUUUUUCUUUAAGGAACGAAAAAUAAGACUGGGUUCUGAAAAAGUUUAAAAUAUAAAUAAAACAUAUGGAUAUUUAUAUGGAAUCCAAAUUACCUGUUUAAACAUUUAUUUCCAAAAAAAAAAGUUUCAUUGACAGUUUUACAAUAUUAUAAGGAAAUAUUAUACUAUUUCUAGCUCAAUUAUCUUAUGUUUUUAAUAAUUAUUUUAACUGCUUCAUUUGUAUAGGUAUAAAUUACAAAAAAAUUGAUCACAAAAUGAAUUUUUUACUUAAGGCUUAGCUAAUAUAUAAAAAACUUCCUUUUCAAUUUCUCUUCAGAAAACUAAAAACGAAAAAGAAAUAGAUUUCAAACUACACAACAUAUAUUAUGUAAAUAGUUUUGGUGCUGACUUAUUUAUAUUAUAAUUAAUGGGAAUAAAAGAAUAAUUCCGCAAAAUCUGUUAUUAAUUACUUUACCUUAAACAUAAAAAAAAACAGAAAAAACCGAAAGGCGUGUUGAAAAUCUUUAUUAUAAAAAUUUCCUAUAAUUUAAACUUACAAAUCAUUAAAUGGCUGAAAAUAUUUUAAAUUUUGUUUUAAUUACAAAAAAAGCCAAAAAAUAUUUGAAUAUAAUUUAUUCAAAAGCGUAAAAAUAGUAAAUUUAUUAGAUUAUAUCAAUUGGUCGAGUAUUCCUCAGCCAUUUUAAUGAUAAUUUUUUUAUAAUAUCAACAGAAUCUAAAACAAUUUAUCUUCUUACUUUGAAAUUUUUUGCAUAAAAUAUUGAAACUUUUAACAAAACAAAAUUUAAGAUUAAAUUGUAAUAUUUCAAACUCCAAACAAACACACAUUUUAAAAAAUAUCGGAUACCAAUAGCAUAAAUUUGAUUUAUUAAAGUAUUCAAUAUUAUUAAAAAAAAAAACAAUCAAAAUUUUUAAAAGAAAUUAAUAAAUUUAAUUAAUUACAUAAUUGCAAAAUUUGAUAGAGAAAGCAUACAAUAUUGCAAAUUUUUUUGAUUAGAAGGAAUGGUAAUUAUUAAUUUUAUCUAAUAAUACAAGGGUCACACUUGUUUCUUAUAUUAAUUCAAAACUUCUAAAUGCUUUUUGAAAUAUAAAUUUUAUGAUAAAAAUGUUUUUUUUUUCUUAUGAAAUGAGUGUCUUUUUCUUGAUAUGUGUUAUAUAAUAACAACUACGUACUAUGAAUUAUUUUAUA
Messenger RNA from Condylostylus longicornis, 2454 nucleotides. RefSeq names its product protein lifeguard 1-like. Gene Ontology annotation, cellular component: membrane. Bases 103 to 1149 code for a protein of 348 amino acids. The record is from RefSeq and is a predicted model, not a curated record. NCBI's taxonomy places the organism in Eukaryota, Metazoa, Arthropoda, Insecta, Diptera, Dolichopodidae. The transcript is spliced from 2 exons.